Molecule: messenger RNA, 1140 nt
Organism: Rhinichthys klamathensis goyatoka
Lineage: Eukaryota; Metazoa; Chordata; Actinopteri; Cypriniformes; Leuciscidae
Gene: c1galt1b
Product: core 1 synthase, glycoprotein-N-acetylgalactosamine 3-beta-galactosyltransferase 1b
Exons: 5
Cellular component (GO): membrane
Molecular function (GO): N-acetylgalactosaminide beta-1,3-galactosyltransferase activity
Source: RefSeq, a predicted model, not a curated record
UUUUAAUUUUUAAAGAAAAAGUCUCAGCACGUAUUGCUAUUUUUUGGGAUGUUCAUUGGUUUCCUCUUUGUUCAGCAACUCAUAAGUGUUAGAUUCGACCUUCUAGCCAGAGCACGUGCCACUCCACAUGCUCUUUCCUCUCAAGCCAAAAGUCAUGCAUGGAAAAAGAAUGAUGAGCUGUCACAGUCCCUGUAUUCCCGUGUGUGUGUGCUGUGUUGGAUCAUGACGAGCCCAGUGGGCCUGAGAAUCUGCUAAAAGCUCCAGCAUGUUCGUGCCACCUGGGCUAAACACUGUAACCUGGUGUCGUACAUGAGCUCGCAGAGCUCCAACUUCCCCACCGUGGGACUCAACGUCAGCGAGGGCCGAUCUCAGCUGUACUGGAAGACCAUCCGUGCCUCUCAGUACCUCCAUGCCCACCACCUCCAGGACGCCGACUGGUUCCUACGACAACCAUUCCAACUGGUUCCUACUGGUUCCGACGACACAUUUGUGGUGGUUGAAAACCUGAGAUACCUACUUUCCCAGCAUGACACAGAUGAGCCUGUUUAUUUCGGGCACGGGUUCCGGCCGCUUGUUCGUCAGGGUUACAUGAGCGGAGGAGCCGGAUACGUUCUGAGCCGAGAGGCUCUCAGGAGAUUUGUGCAAGGUUUUGACACGGGACGCUGUAAGCAUUUCAGCUCCGUGGAGGACAUGGCCUUGGGGAGGUGCAUGGAGACCAUGGGAGUGAAGGCCGGGGAUUCAAGAGAUCCAAACAAACGAGAAACAUUUAAUCCUUUUACACCGGUAAACCUUCUCAUUUCCCCAAAGAGUGGAAAACAGGCCUGGAGCUACAGUUACUACAAAACAAAACGGGGCCCCGACUGCUGUGUGGAUUUUGUGAUAUCGUUUUAUUAUGUGAAACCUGCAGACAUGUACACGCUGGAGAAUUUUGCACAUCACCUGCGACCAUUUGGAUACAAGUACAGAUUCAACACUAAUCCUGAAACAUAACAGCACCAGUCAGUUCAUACCACAAUACAAAUACAAUAGACGAAAAUAAAAAAACACAAAGAUGUUUAAUGUGACCAAAAAAUGAGAACAUUUGAUGGAAAAAGAUUACAGAUUGUUUUACUGUAUGAAUAUUCGUUCAUUGCCCAUAAA